AUGAAGCCAACGCCAUUGUUCAUGGAAGUUGACCUCAAAUGCACGGUCCUCAAAUUGAAGGAGAGGCUGCAAACGCUUCUUACGCUUCCCAUUUCAGACCAACAUCUGUUGUUCAACAUGCAGAUCCUUGAACAUGAUCAGGUCUUGGAGUCAUAUGGCAUCGCUGAACACUCUCGCAUUCAUGUGAUCUUCGCGUUGGUGCCAGGUAGUGUGUAUGCAAACAUGGUGGUUAAGGUUCGAGGUGGUAGUAGUAGCACCACCGAUCCUGCAGCAGAGACUUACUCAGUGGUGGUUUCAUCCAAGAAUAUUCCAAGCUUCAAGUUUAAUGUUCGAGUCACUGCUGGAGAUAUGCUUCACAAGUUGAGUGAAAAUCUGCAGAAUUUCGGAGAGAAUAUUACUCCUGUUGUUAAGGAUGGGUGCCACAUUCUUCACCAUGGCAGAGUGAUGGAACGUGAUAGAUCCAUGGAGUGGCAACAGGUUGAGCUUGGUGACAAGAUUGAGAUCAUCCCUAGAGCCACUGAUUAA
Arachis ipaensis is the source of this 525-nucleotide messenger RNA. Lineage: Eukaryota; Viridiplantae; Streptophyta; Magnoliopsida; Fabales; Fabaceae. The record is from RefSeq and is a predicted model, not a curated record.